AUGUUGCAAAAAAUAUGGUCGUAUUUUACAAUUCACAAUGAGGAAAAGCUGCCCGAGCAAGUUCUAAAAGUUAUCUCAGAACCGGAACUUCCGAAGCACCCGUAUUACCCAACAGAUCUCAAGCUACCAAAUUUCACUGAAAAAACAUAUUCAACGGAAUAUUUAAUCGGAGUUUUUGCUGCUGCAGCGAUUACGAUCACCUUAGUUUCCUUUUCAAUUAUUUCUCAAAAACGAAACGUUAGCGGGGUAAACAAAGUUGCAUUUGUAUGGUUAAUUAUAACCGGAAGUAUUCAUAUAUUUUUUGAAGGAUAUUUUACAUAUUCUCACAAAACAAUUCAAUCUGAUAAUUUUUUAUUUGCUCAAAUGUGGAAAGAGUAUUCUUUAAGUGAUUCAAGAUACAUGACUUCAGAUUCAUUUGUGGUUAAUAUGGAAGGGAUCACUGCGGUUUGUAUUGGACCAACAGCUUAUUUGUCGGCCAUAGGAAUACUUCAAAAUUGGCCAUCACGACAUGUUUUACAAUUGAUAACAAGUUUAGGUCAAUUAUAUGGAUUAGUAUUAUAUUACGCGACGACAUUAUUGGAAGGAUUCCCUCAUUCGCGUCCUGAACCAUUAUAUUUUUGGGUUUAUUUCUUUGGAAUUAAUUUCAUAUGGGUUUUGAUACCUGGUGCCUUAUUCUUGCAAAGUUGUUUAUACUUGACUAAUACUGUCCGUGAGGAUCAAAAAAAAAAGAGUAAGAAAACCAAUUAA
Molecule: messenger RNA, 747 nt
Organism: Funneliformis geosporum
Lineage: Eukaryota; Fungi; Glomeromycota; Glomeromycetes; Glomerales; Glomeraceae
Source: the annotation of a GenBank genome assembly